CGGGGGCAGCCUUGGCCUUACGCUCUUUUUUCCCUCACUCUCUCUUCAAAUAGAACACUUUUCAACAGUGCUUCGCCACACGCUUUCCCCCCUUUACUGAUCUCCGGAGUUUCUCAAUUCUUUUUUAAAAAGACAAUUCGCCCUUUCUGGAUUACUGAUCCCGCUUCUUCAACGGUCACGCGAUGAACUAGACACCCUCAACCAACCCUUACUGCGACCUUACGACAUUUGAAUUGCUCGAUCAGAUUAGACAAGAUGAGUUGGUUUAUGAGGAAGGCCCGCGAGGCCCAGGAUUCGCUUUCCGACGAUAUCUUGUUGCCUCUCAAGUCUUACAAGUACUCGAGUGUGGACAAGUCCUUCAUUUCUAGAUAUAUUCUGAAGCAUUACUGGAAUGCAUUCGUUGAAGUUGUCCCACUCUGGAUCGCACCCAACAUGGUCACCCUUUUGGGUUUCUUUUUCAUCGUGGGCAAUAUCUUUCUCAUUGAACUUUUCAUGCCAGAUCUUAUUGGACCGGGGCCCUCGUGGUUGUAUUACAGUUUUGCCUUGGGAAUGUGGAUGUAUUCCACACUGGACAAUGUCGAUGGCAAGCAGGCACGGAGAACGGGAACAUCUAGUGGUCUUGGAGAGCUUUUUGACCAUGGAAUCGAUUCAUUGAACUGCACUCUUGCUAGCUUGUUGGAGACCGCAGCAAUGGGUUUUGGCUCCACGAAGCUCGGAGCGUACACUGCCCUGAUUCCUUGCCUCGCCAUGUACUUCUCGACCUGGGAGACUUACCACACACAUACUCUCUAUCUCGGCUACUUCAAUGGUCCAACUGAGGGUCUGCUCAUUGCCAUUUCCCUCAUGAUUGCUUCUGGAAUCUACGGUCCCCAAAUUUGGUCGCAGCCCAUCACCGACUGGUUGAACUACCCACAACUCUUUGGCAACAAUUCCGUGAAAGAUCUAUGGCUUCCUAUUCUUGCCUUCGGAUUCUUUGUCGGACAUCUGCCAGGCUGUGUCUUGAACGUGGUCGCCGCUCGAAAGAGCCAGAAUCUUCCUGUUGCACCCAUUUUCAAAGAGUGGAUCCCAAUGAUUGUCUUUACGGUUUGCAAUGUGGCCUGGCUCUUUUCUCCUUACUCGACACUCCUGGCCAACAACAGACUAGUGCUCUACUGCUGGACCAUCUCCUUUGUCUUUGGCCGCAUGACCACCAAGAUCAUUCUGGCUCACCUGACAAGACAGCCUUUUCCUUUCUGGACUGUGCUCCUUACUCCCCUCGUUGGUGGUGCAGUGCUUGUAAACCUGCCACAUCUGGGUUUCCCUAUCAUCAGUGACUGGGUUGAACUACUGUAUCUCCGGGCCUACCUUCUGUUUGCCUUUGUGAUAUACAUGUACUGGGCUGUUCUUGUCUGCAACAGAAUCUCUACUUUCUUGGGCAUUAACUGCCUGACCAUCCGUAAGGACAAGUCGGCCGCCAGAGAACGGGCUUUCCGCGAGGAUAUCACCCUUGGGUAAACCUGAGUCUUAGUUUUUUUUUUUUA
Molecule: messenger RNA, 1520 nt
Organism: Aspergillus wentii DTO 134E9
Lineage: Eukaryota; Fungi; Ascomycota; Eurotiomycetes; Eurotiales; Aspergillaceae
Product: sn-1,2-diacylglycerol cholinephosphotransferase
Exons: 7
Coding region: 256-1494 (412 amino acids)
Biological process (GO): phospholipid biosynthetic process
Cellular component (GO): membrane
Molecular function (GO): phosphotransferase activity, for other substituted phosphate groups
Source: RefSeq, a predicted model, not a curated record